GCUGCUCAGACUGGCCUUUCACAGGUCUGCUGUGCAAGUCUGAGGGUUGAAUAGACUCUCAGCAGCAGCUCCUGCAUUUGCAUUUGAUGCAGACUUCUAGCAGACUUCAGCCCGGCGGACGCAGCACCGCGGAUGACUCUGAAUUUAACAAAACUUUACUGAUCGAAGGUUAAGGCAACCGGAGAAAAACGCAAACGAAUGAGUUUCACUUCGGCGUUUGAAGCUUGGUCUAGUUUAAAGACGUAGUUUGGGUGCAACGCGCGUUGGGUGUGUUUAAAAACUGCUGCGGCUUGAAGGAGUGAGUGCAGACGGAACUAGAUUUCCUGGCGGAGGAGCACUAAAUCUGACGCGCAACAGACUACCGGUGCACAGUUCACCGCUGAGCUCGAGCCAGACCGACUGAGUGCGCUAAAACUGGAGGGUUUAACUCCGGGAUGCAUCUGUGCGCCGUUUAAUAAACAACAACAGUUUUGUAUUUUAGCCAAAUAACGCGCUCGUCUGAGCUGUUUCGGACCCCGUUUCGAGGAGCACUUUUGGUUCCUGUGUUUUGUCCAAAACCCCGACGGGACUUUUCUCGACACUGGAAGGACUUAGACUGAACUCAAGAUGUCAAUUUUGCCUUUCACUCCCCCCAUUGUCAAAAGACUUCUGGGCUGGAAGAAGGGCGAGCAGAACGGCCAGGAGGAGAAAUGGUGUGAAAAGGCGGUGAAAAGUCUGGUGAAGAAGCUGAAGAAGACGGGACAACUGGACGAACUGGAGAAAGCCAUCACCACCCAGAAUAUCAACACAAAAUGCAUCACUAUACCGAGGUCUCUGGAUGGCCGCCUGCAGGUUUCCCACAGAAAAGGUCUGCCGCACGUCAUCUACUGCCGUCUAUGGCGCUGGCCCGACCUGCAAUCCCACCAUGAGCUGCGGGCGGUGGAGCUGUGCGAGUACGCCUUCCACACGAAGAAGGAUGAAGUGUGCGUCAACCCGUACCACUACCAGAGAGUAGAGACGCCAGUACUCCCACCAGUGCUGGUGCCCAGACACACAGAAAUACCCAGUGAGUUCCCACCUCUGGAUGACUACAGCCAUUCAAUCCCUGAAAACACCAACUUCCCUGCUGGCAUUGAGCCCCAGAGCAACUACAUACCAGAAACGCCGCCACCAGGCUACCUCAGUGAGGAUGGAGAGACCAGUGAUCACCAGAUGACUCACAGCAUGGACACAAGUUCCCCAAACCUGUCACCUAACCCUGUUUCACCCACACACAGCAACUUAGACCUUCAGCCAGUGACAUAUUGCGAGCCGGCCUUCUGGUGUUCUAUUUCCUACUACGAGUUGAACCAGAGAGUAGGCGAGACCUUCCACGCCUCGCAGCCCUCGCUUACGGUGGACGGCUUCACAGACCCCUCCAACUCAGAGCGUUUCUGCCUGGGGCUGUUGUCCAACGUCAACCGCAACGCAGCUGUGGAGUUAACACGCAGACAUAUUGGCCGUGGUGUGCGGCUGUAUUACAUCGGAGGAGAAGUGUUUGCUGAGUGUCUCAGCGACAGCGCCAUCUUUGUCCAGAGUCCCAACUGUAACCAGCGCUAUGGCUGGCACCCUGCCACAGUCUGCAAGAUCCCUCCAGGAUGUAACCUGAAGAUCUUCAACAACCAGGAGUUUGCUGCCCUGCUGGCCCAGUCUGUCAACCAGGGUUUUGAGGCUGUGUACCAACUUACCAGGAUGUGUACCAUCCGCAUGAGCUUCGUCAAGGGCUGGGGAGCCGAGUACAGGCGACAGACAGUGACCAGCACCCCCUGCUGGAUCGAACUGCACCUGAACGGCCCCCUGCAGUGGCUCGACAAGGUGCUCACACAAAUGGGCUCCCCCAGCAUCCGCUGCUCCAGCGUCUCUUAGGAAAAUCCUUCAUCCACCCACUUCCUGUACACGUCUGCUGUCAGUGACUAAAAACACACAGACUGCAUGCAGACAAGAACGGCUACACAAGUACGGAAAGAAGAUGAGCCCCCACCCCCCACCUCCCUCAUUCAGCCAAUCCUCAAUCUGUAACUUAGUCCUUCCUCCCCACCAGCUGUCAGUAGCACUUUUUAUAUACAUAUUGUUUGUGGCAAAAGGGGACAAGUGCAGUAAAGCAGUACCAUGUUAGUAUGAUCUUCACAUUUUGUCCAGAAUUAUUUUGAUGGCAAUUUUUUAAUAUUUGGCAUCUAAGUGCCAGAAAGGCUGUAGCAAUGGGAGGAGGUUUCUUCGUUCCUUGUUUUUCAUGAUUUUUACAUUUUUUUUGUACAGAUUUUAAAGUGGUUUUAAAAAAAAAUGAAUUACAUAUUUUUAAGGAUUAAUAACAAUUUUGUAAAGCAUGUGUAAGAUCAUGUUAAAUGCAUUUCACUUGACUUUGUUUCUGUAUUUGGGCAUUUGAUAGCUUAUGAAGACAUUUAUAAAUGUGACCCAGUGAUGAUAUAAAGGAAAUGUUCAACUACCAUUUGUAAACACUGUCUGAAGGAAUAUACUGUAAGCCUAGCAGGAAUAUUUGUGUAGGUUUUCAUACUGUAAUUUUAUGCAGCCUAUGUCACUCUGACAAGACAAAUAACAUGUUUAACUAGACCUUUGAGUUUCAGACAGAAACAAAUGAUAAAGCAAGAAAUCAGUGAAACUUUAGAUAAAACCUUUUCCCUCUCUGAUAACUGUAAACCAUACAUUGAUUUGAACACAGGCCCAGAUUACAAAGCAGUCUGAUGCUUCAGGAUACAGUCGAGCAGACAGGAGUCACAACUCUUUAAACCCAUAUACGAGUACUUAAAGAUAGUGGCAUUCAUCAGAUGUCAUGAGGAGGAUGAUGCACUUUUGUAAAAUAUUCCAGUAAAGCGAUGUUGGCAAAGUACAUUAAAUGGCAGUUGUAGUUCACAGCUGUAGUAGUUAUUGUCAGAGGGUUAUAUGAAAUAUAUCCUGCAUUAAUUUCAGGAAGCUUUGCCAAUUUGCAAAACACUUUUGCAGCAUUGUAUUGUGUAGUAGGUAGUAUAUAAUAGGAAUUUACACAGAACUUGAAAACAUCUUACAUACUGUAUUAUUAUGCAAACAUUUAGUUAAAUUAUAAACCGAACACACAAAAUGUAGUUGGAAUACUUGUGUGAUAUGAGUUCUCUGCAGAAGGCUGUGUAAAGAGAGCAGGAAGAUGCCUUUGCUUUUUUAAUUUUCUCUCUCAGCAGUCCAUAACAUUGGUCUUAUUUUUAGCCAUCAGUAAUAUUGACUUUUUGCACACUCAGGACCGUAAAACAACAGAUGAAUUAUGUACAGAAACCAGUGAACAGGACAGAUGCAUGACUCUCGAGACUUUAACGUCUAUUUUGCUACCAAUUAUUUUUGUAGGACAAUAUGGUGAUGACUUUGUCUUCUCUAGGUGUUUUUGCAUGACAUGACAGAAAAUACUGCUAGCAGGUCUGGGGAUACUAACCUUGUAUUUUUCAGUACAAAGCACAGCUUUUUACAAAGGGAAAUGUUUAGAUAGAUAGAGGCAUGUAAAUAACAGUAGCUUCUCAAAAUCUAAUGUCCCUAUUUGUUUUAGGUCUAUGUACAGGUAGUACAUACAUGUGUUAUAAUCUGACCAUUAACCUUUAUAAUGUUGAUGGUUUUGUAAACGGGAGAACAAAAAAAAAAGAAGCUAAAAAUAUGUUACGAAAGCUAUUGCUGAAAUAGGAAAGCAGAGUCUUAGGUUUGGUCCUGUUUCCUUUCAACCUCCCACUGUGGUGGAAGUGGAUCGAUUUCCUUCUGGUUUUAUAACACUAGACAAAGACACAGUGGGUAAACAUGGACGCCGUUUGGAUUCUUUUUACAGUGCUUAUUUACAAUAAUCCAGCUUUUGAUGAUAAUGCCAGCCCAGUGGUGCUACUAUUUAACAUUUUAGGGACUCAAGAGAACCACAAAGCCAUACAAUUUUACUUUUAAAGCUGGUAGAUUUUAAUCUCUGUUAAAUAAUGGUGACCUUUAAAUCUUUAAACUACAGAGUGGGAUUGUUUCAGAAACAGUAGCAUCUACAAAUCUGAGACAAGGCAGCUCUUUGUAGAGCUUCUAGUGUCCUUGAACGCAGCAGCCCUGAUCCUUAUGGGCUCUUUAACCCCAUGUCAAUGUAAUUACCCAGUAGGGAAUAUUUUGCAAGCAAAUUUGUCAUUUUAUACACUCUUCAAGUUAUAAUGCUUGUACUUUUCCCCCUUGUUUAAAUUGUUAACUGUAAUCGUUAUUAGUUGUGAUUCAUGUUUUUAUGUUCUCAAUUGGUCUUCUUAGAUGUCUUGUAUAAAAUUAUACCUUUUAUUUUUCUCUGCCUAUAAAAAGUUGAUGUGAUGCUUUAUAUUUUUGUUUAUUAUUGUUGGUCUAUGAAUAAAAUAUAUAUCUUGUGGUGA
This is a messenger RNA of Morone saxatilis (striped sea-bass), 4376 nucleotides long. It is a transcript of the gene smad3a, whose product is annotated as SMAD family member 3a. Gene Ontology annotation, cellular component: heteromeric SMAD protein complex. Bases 607 to 1884 code for a protein of 425 amino acids. The record is from RefSeq and is a predicted model, not a curated record. Gene Ontology annotation, molecular function: RNA polymerase II cis-regulatory region sequence-specific DNA binding; I-SMAD binding; DNA-binding transcription factor activity, RNA polymerase II-specific. Lineage: Eukaryota; Metazoa; Chordata; Actinopteri; Moronidae. Gene Ontology annotation, biological process: regulation of transcription by RNA polymerase II; SMAD protein signal transduction; cell differentiation. The transcript is spliced from 8 exons.